AAACCGUGGAAUCGGAGAAGAUCAGCAGAAAGAAAGAUGACGGGAGAAGGCGAUAAAGCUAGGGUUUCUCCUCACGAAUCGGCUACAACGAACGAAGCUUCUGAAUCGAGGCAACGUUACCGAUUCUCCUCUCCUAUUGAGCCAAUUCGUAUCGUAAAUUUGUUGAAACUUAUGCAUUUUGUGUGUGUGUGUGUGUGUGUGUGGGGCAGGAAGAAGAUAAGGUGGGAUCCUAUGGCUUGUUUAAACAACACAGUAGCUCCAAAAUUGAAUCAACCUAGGGCUCAUGAUGAGUUGAUCAUAGCGAGAGAAAUCGUUAUUAACGAUGCUGAGGCUUCGCUUAGGCACAAGCUUACUAACCGCUCUACUCAAGAUGAAAUUCAGAGGUCUACUGGUGCUAUGGUGAUUACUAGGGGCAAGUAUCGUCUUCCAAAUGCACCUCCUGAUGGUGAAAAGCCAUUGUAUCUUCACAUAUCUGCUGCUUCACAUUUGAAGGAGACUACAGAACGUAUUUUAGCCGUUGAUCGUGCAGCAGCUUUGAUUGAGGAGAUGAUGAGACAGAAAACAAGUUCACAGGUCGGGGUUGUUGGUUUUCACACGGUCAAGGAUUCAGUGAGCAACAAUGUGAAUGUAUAUUUUAAAUGCCAAGGUCGCAUGUAUAGCGUAGUGAUGAAGGCAGCAACGGAAGAGAUAACUAUGUCAAUGCUAGAAGCAAGGAUAUGCAAAAAGGUUGGGUUAGAUGAAAGUAGGGUGAAACUGAGACUGAGUUACAUUCCAUUGCUGGUGGGUUUUGAUGAGCAGUUUACUAUUUCUGAUGACGAGGAUCUUUGUGUUUAUCUAACAUCUACUGAUAAAGAGAAUCGUAGAUGUAUGUUGUACGUGGAGGUCACCAGUAUCUCGGAACUCCCCGAGCAACUUUCGAGAGCGGGGGAAGGGAGUUCUUUAGGUCUGAAUUACGAGGAGUUGAAUUCGAAGGAUGAUGAGAUUGGAGCUAAAGCUUUCUACGUAGGCAACGGUCAAGUAGAAGAACAAAUUGAGGCGAUGAAGGCAGAUGAAGCUGAAUAUGUGGAUAACGGUAUGGAAAUGUCGGAUAUGCAUGACAAAUAUGUAGAGAGUCAGUUUAUGGAGGCAUGGGAAGACGGUUUGGAUUUCACAAUACAACAGGAGUUUCCUAAUAAGAGGGCAGUGCAAGAAUUAGUGAGUAUAGCUGCAGGUUCGAAUGGUUUUGGGUUUGAUGUGAAAAAGUCGGAUAAGUUGCGGUUAGUGCUGAAAUGUCACAAAGAAGGAUGUAAAUGGGGUUUGCGAGCUGCAAGGAUUGCAAAGACAGAACUGUUCUCGAUUAGAAGCUACACCAAGAUGCAUACAUGUUCUCGUGAUGGUGAGAGUAAAAACAACUUGAAGGGGAAAAUCACACCACAGAUAGUUGCUUCUCUAUUGCAUGACGAUUAUCCAGGACAGACUCUAACUCCUAAGAGUAUUAUUGAUUUUGUUUCGACAAAAUUGGGUGCGAAGAUAUCAUACUCCACUGCGCUGAGAGGUAAAAAUUUGUAUUCAAGCUUUUGAAGAUGAGGCGACUGUUAUAAAACGACCUUGUGAAGAGUGGAACUGCAGUUUUAGAAGGAGAAAAUGUGCGAAGAGAUUGCAAAACUGAAAGAAUUAGUGUAGGGUUCUCUUCAAAACAUAUGUGUUUUUUUUUUGUUUUGAAAUCUUAUCUUCUUUUGUGUUAGUUUGAAAUCUUCUCUUCUCUUGUAUGUGUUUAACUUUGUGUUAAAAACUCAUCUAUGUUAUGUUUGUUAUCUUU
This is a messenger RNA of Raphanus sativus (radish), 1798 nucleotides long. RefSeq lists its product as uncharacterized. Gene Ontology annotation, cellular component: nucleus. The transcript is spliced from 6 exons. The record is from RefSeq and is a predicted model, not a curated record. The coding region runs from base 37 to 1560 and encodes 507 amino acids. Lineage: Eukaryota; Viridiplantae; Streptophyta; Magnoliopsida; Brassicales; Brassicaceae. Gene Ontology annotation, molecular function: RNA binding.